Molecule: messenger RNA, 2216 nt
Organism: Myotis brandtii (Brandt's bat)
Lineage: Eukaryota; Metazoa; Chordata; Mammalia; Chiroptera; Vespertilionidae
Gene: SLC48A1
Product: solute carrier family 48 (heme transporter), member 1
Exons: 4
Coding region: 782-1174 (130 amino acids)
Biological process (GO): heme transport
Cellular component (GO): plasma membrane; lysosomal membrane
Molecular function (GO): heme binding; heme transmembrane transporter activity
Source: RefSeq, a predicted model, not a curated record
GUAGGUGAGACCGGGCCUGCUUCCAGGCUUGGCUGCUGUUUGGAGGUGAGCCCUGUGUGCAGGGGAAGGGAGAGGUGGGGAAGGUUGUGCCUGCUAAUUAACAAAGACCUGGGACCUGGAACACACAAGAUAGCCAUCUGCCUUUUCCUCCUGCUCAGCCCUUUUGGCACGUGGGUAUAUGUAGGGGGUGGGUGUUUUGGGGGCUAAGAGAGGGCAUUUCUAGAGGCCUGUAUUUCAGCAUCUCCUAACCCAGAAAUUGCUGAGUCACAGAGGCAUGGCUCUGACCUUAUUUUUCUCCUGAGCUAGCUUCCAGAAUCUUUGAGUGGCAGAGGAUCUGAGAGCUCAGCUACCCCAGCCACUCCAUGGCAUGUUAAAGAGACAGAGGGCAACGGGGCUGGCCCAGACUGGUGCCAUUCUGACUGUUCCUCAAACGUACUCAGUGACAAGCCUCUUUCUUGGGCCCUUUAAGAAGCCAUUGGCUCUCCAAAUGAACACCUAGGAUGCAUAUAACCAACCACUUUCCCCAACUAGAUGUCCAUCCUUCCGGUGCAUGUGUGCACAGAUCUCUUGACUCCUAGGACCCCCGGCCUGUGCGGCCACACCUGCCAGGCUUGCAGCUGGCUCUGCCUCUUUCCUCAUUCCUUGCAGGGACCCUGCAGGCCCGCUCCGGACCCUUGCCAAUGGAGUUGAUAUUUGUUCCACUCUUUAGGCUGUGCGGCAGGCACAGCCUGGCACAGAGGGCACUCGUAUUGGCUGAGCAGCAGCUGGCAUUGUAGGGGAAAUGCCCAGCCUGGCCCAGAGGGCGGACCCAGGAAAGGCUGAGGGCAUCAGGCCUGCCCUUUGCAGCAAACUGGAGGGAGUGACGGGGGGUGUGCUGGCACUGUGGGUCCUGGUGACGCACAUAAUGUACAUGCAGGAUUACUGGAGGACCUGGCUCAAGGGGCUGCGUGGCUUCUUCUUCGUGGGCGUCCUCUUCUCAGCCGUCUCCAUUGCCACCUUCUGCAACUUCCUUGUGCUGGCCAUCACCCGACACCAGAGCCUCAAAGACCCCAACAGCUACUACCUGUCCUGCGUUUGGAGCUUCAUUGCCUUCAAGUGGGCCUUCCUGCUCAGCCUCUACGCCCACCGCUACCGGGCUGACUUUGCCGACAUCAGCAUCCUCAGCGAUUUCUGACCCAGGGGGUGAGAUCUCUGCACCCUGGGGUCCUCAGGACCUGGACUCAGCUUCUGAGACAUCAGGUGGGACUGUCCCACCCCUGGGGUACCCCAGCACCGUGGCAGGAAAUACACAACAGGAAGACUUUGGUCUCCCAGGACACUGUCCCCAUCCACUUUGGGGGAGACCUGGGGGUGGUGGAAAGGGGUCCUGCUCUGUUGCUCCUCAUUAGCCUGGCUGGAGGGAAGCUUUUCAAAUAGAUCUAUUUUCUUAGCACUCAGUGAGGAAGCUUUGUAAGGGCCAAGGCAACAGUUGAGGGGCAAAGAGGCCUUGACCCAUGCCUGGGGGCAGGUGAUCUGGUCCCUGCUGCCCCAGGGACUUUCCCUCAGACCAGGGUGGAAACCUGGGAAGGGAAGGUCAAGUAAGGGGUCUCCAGUAGAGACCUCACCCCAAACCCCAGCAUCCCAUCCUGUUGUUCCCCCAAGGUCUUGGGCAGAGAGUUCAGUGUCCCUGUCCCACCCUGAGCUGGCCUCCCGAGCGUGCUGGUCAGUCAUCUCCGUCACCACCCAAGUCCUCCCUCUUACACGCACCACACACCUCAGAGCAGGACUCCCCACAUGAGGCCAGACUAAGGAUCUUGGGGAAGGUGCUCCUGCCCCCAGAAGGGCUUGAGUAGGGGGCAGCAUGGUGUAGGCCGGAAGGACCCCAGAUCUGUGCCUACACACCUGCAGCCCUGCAUUUCCACUCGGCCUGCUCACACCUGCCCCUGGUUACACCCAGAACACCCCCUGCUAUGAGAUGCCCCCCCGCCCCCCGCAACUCCUGCCCCUCACCUAGAGCUUAUAUCUUUUUUUUACCUCCCUCUUGAAGGAUAAACCUGCUCUCUGCCCAUACACUGGCCCAAGGGCUCCCCUGACUCGGGAGGGAAGAGGCUACUGAUAUGUGUGUCUUUUUAUGUUAGGUUGCCAUUUUGCACGGUCUACCCCUUUCCCUCCUCAGCUCUUUGCCUUAUCUGUGUUACUGUCACUUAAGCAGAAAUACAGCAACUGUUUGUAUCAGA